AUGGAUUCUCCCAAGUCAAUUGAGGCCUGUGGUAAGAAAGAUUCUCAUGCAACUGCCCAGGAAGAGAAAACUAUAGAGAAACUAGCCCGAGCUCAGUGGCUUCGAGCAGCUAUCCUUGGAGCAAAUGAUGGAUUGCUUUCCACCACAUCCUUGAUGCUCGGUGUGGGUGCAGCUAAAGAUCAAGAUCAACGGUCUAUGGUUCUUUCUGGAAUAGCUGGAGCUCUUGCAGGUGCCUGUAGCAUGGCUGUUGGAGAGUUUGUCUCUGUUUCAACUCAACGAGACAUAGCAAAGUCCAUUGCUUACGAGUUAAAAGGAAGCAGUUCAACUAAUAUUGCAGAAACCAAGCAAGGUGAAGUUCCUCAUGACAUGGUCUUUCACAGUAAAUUAGCCACUUCAACACAAGGCGGAAAACUUCUAUAUGAAUCACCUGUACGUAUACAGUCCAAUUCUUUGACACCUUCAAGAUCUCCACUGACAAAAGUUAUGGAAUUUGAUGCAAGAAGAACCAUGAUGGAGGAAUCAAAACAGGACAAUGCCAUAAAGUUAGAGCCACUGCCUAGUCCAUUGAAGUCUGCAGCAGCGUCGUCUCUGGCUUUUCUCUUUGGAGCCUUUGUUCCUAUGAUGCCAGCUCUAUUGGUGAGUGAAAACAGAAUCAGGAUAUUUUUGAUGGUGCUUGUAGCAUCAUUAGCUCUGUGUUUAUUUGGGGGAAUUGGAGCUUAUCUUGGUGGUUCAUCAGUGAAAAUAUCUGCUAUGAGAGUUUUACUUGGAGGGUGGAUUUCAAUGGCUCUCUCAUAUGGUUUACUUAAGCCCUUUGCUCAUGAUGAUUAG
Molecule: messenger RNA, 828 nt
Organism: Solanum tuberosum (potato)
Lineage: Eukaryota; Viridiplantae; Streptophyta; Magnoliopsida; Solanales; Solanaceae
Product: vacuolar iron transporter homolog 1-like
Exons: 1
Coding region: 1-828 (275 amino acids)
Biological process (GO): intracellular manganese ion homeostasis
Molecular function (GO): manganese ion transmembrane transporter activity
Source: RefSeq, a predicted model, not a curated record